This is a messenger RNA of Hyaloscypha bicolor E, 872 nucleotides long. RefSeq lists its product as uncharacterized. Gene Ontology annotation, cellular component: cytoplasmic dynein complex. NCBI's taxonomy places the organism in Eukaryota, Fungi, Ascomycota, Leotiomycetes, Helotiales, Hyaloscyphaceae. Gene Ontology annotation, molecular function: dynein intermediate chain binding; dynein light intermediate chain binding. The record is from RefSeq and is a predicted model, not a curated record. The transcript has 5 exons. The coding region runs from base 343 to 633 and encodes 96 amino acids. Gene Ontology annotation, biological process: microtubule-based process; cilium assembly.
CCACGGUCUCCGACCUGGGAGAGCUUCAAAUCAACCUAAAUUAUAUUGUCUACACCACUGAUACCGCCUCCGAACAACCAUUCCUCCGACGCGUCGCCAAGGUUGACAAAGACUUCCACACUCUCGCUCCCACCUUCAAGAACAACCAAACCCAGACAAACCACAUCCCGAGCUCAAGAAACCGAUACAACCGCAAAGAUGUCUAGUGAGAAGGCGAGCAAUCCGAAGGAUAAGUUAGAGGCCCAGAUCAAGUCGGCAGACAUGGUGAGCGAAACGUUUCGAUCUGACGUGAUAUCAUGCCACCGGAAGCAACGUCACUGACAGAUCGAACAGAGCGAGGACAUGCAACAGGAGGCAAUUGACACUGGUAUGGGCUCACAUUCUAACGACAAGAUCAAUGUAAUAUUCCACGGGCCACAGCUAAUCGCGUCAACAGCACAAGAAGCUAUGGCAAAGUUCAGCAUCGAGAAGGACAUUGCAAUGCAUAUCAAGAAGACCUUCGAUGAGCGCAAGGGCCCUACCUGGCACUGCAUCGUCGGUCGCAACUUCGGCUCGUUUGUCACCCACGAGACGAAGCACUUUAUUUACUUCUACCUCGGCCACUACGCUAUCCUCCUCUUCAAGACCCAGUAAACUUCAUUCGAAUUCGAUUCCGUUCGGCGUACAGGCAUGGCGAAUUCCAGCUUGGGCUGGAGGAACGGGCAUUGGGUGAAUAUGCGGUGUUCUUCCGUCUGGAAGUCUGGAAUGUUAGAUGCUUUACAUGCAAAUGAUCAAUGGUCUGGAGAAUUUACGCGGCAAUGGAUGAUAACGCGAUACGCGCCAAUAAAUGAAUUGAAGCGUUGAACUACACAUCUUGAUUCCUGCCUUGAAAU